Messenger RNA from Necator americanus (New World hookworm), 258 nucleotides. RefSeq lists its product as uncharacterized. Gene Ontology annotation, molecular function: nucleic acid binding. The transcript has a single exon. The record is from RefSeq and is a predicted model, not a curated record. Bases 1 to 258 code for a protein of 85 amino acids. Lineage: Eukaryota; Metazoa; Nematoda; Chromadorea; Rhabditida; Ancylostomatidae.
AUGACAGUUACUGCUGAGGUCUACUGCGCUCAACUGCAAACACUAGCCGACAAGAUCCGCAAGGAACACCCGAAGCUCGACAACGUGCACGAUAACGCGCGCCCUCACAUCGCGAAGAAGACUUCCCAGAAGAUUCUGGAGCUCGGAUGGGAAGUUCUGCCGCACACACCAUGCAGCCCAGAACUGGUCCCGAGCGACUACCACCUCUUCCGAUCGUUUCAGCAUCACCUGGAAGAGAAGCGCUACGCAGCGCUAUGA